Messenger RNA from Mucor mucedo, 361 nucleotides. RefSeq lists its product as uncharacterized. Bases 149 to 352 code for a protein of 67 amino acids. The transcript has 3 exons. The record is from RefSeq and is a predicted model, not a curated record. NCBI's taxonomy places the organism in Eukaryota, Fungi, Mucoromycota, Mucoromycetes, Mucorales, Mucoraceae.
UUUUUUUUUGUAACAGUCUCUGUUCCGAUGUAAAUCUUUUUUUACUUCGACCAACAAUGAAUCCGUAGUUUGUGUUUUUGUCAUAGUUUUUCUUUUUAAAAUGAAAAACAUAGCAGUCAAUGGGUUCUGGCUGUAGACAAAACCAUGUAUGGUUAUUAUUUUCAAGAUUUUCUCCAAUGGGUACCCCUAUCCCGCUUUCUUUUCCUUUUCCUUUUUUUAUUUAGUUACUGCGAAAGAGACACACAUAUUUUUUUUUUUUUUUGCAAUGCAUAAUCAUGUAGGCAUACCUCUUUUUUUCUGGUACUAUCAAUGCAAACCAUCGCCUGAUUUAAUCCUCAAAGUAAACGUAUAACUAUUUUUU